Molecule: messenger RNA, 5130 nt
Organism: Macrobrachium nipponense
Lineage: Eukaryota; Metazoa; Arthropoda; Malacostraca; Decapoda; Palaemonidae
Product: serine/arginine repetitive matrix protein 2-like
Exons: 4
Coding region: 1-5130 (1709 amino acids)
Source: RefSeq, a predicted model, not a curated record
AUGGGAACCUUCCAUGCCUCCAUCCACAGUGAAGGAGGGCCUUCCGACUUCUUCCAUCAGCAGAGAAGGAGACCUUCCAGCAUCCAUCCAAAUAGAAGGAGGGCCUUCCAUACUCCCUCCCUCAGCAUAGAGGAGGACUUUCCAGACGUCUCCAUCAGCAGAGAAGGAGACCUUCCAGACUCCUCCUCCAGGCAGAGAAGGAAAGACCUUCCAGACCCUCCAUUAGCAGAGAAGGAGGGCCUUCCAGACCUCCUCCAUUCCAGCAGGGAGAAGGAGGACCUUCCAGGACCUCCUCCAAUUCCAGCCCGGAGAAGGAGGGACCUUCCAGCCUCCAUCCACAGAAGGAAGGAGGGCCUUCCAGACUUCCAUCCACAGAGGACCGGAGGGCCUUCCAGGACCUUCCAUCCACAAGGAGGGAAGGCAGGGCCCUUCCAGACCCUCCCAAUUCAGCAGAAGGAGGGAGGACCUUCCAGGGGAAUCCUCCAUCCAGCCGGAAAGAAGGAAGGGACCUUCCAGCCUCCAUCCACCAAGAAGAAAGGAGGGACCUUCCAGCCCCAUCCACAGAGAAGGAGGGCCUUCCAUACCUCCCCUCCAAAUCAGCAGAGGAAGGGAGGAUUUCCAGGACCUCCUCCAUUCCCAGCAGAGAAGGAAGGACCUUCCAGAACUCCUCCCAUCAGGGUUCCAGAGAAGGAAGGACCUUCCAGACCUCCUCCAUUCCAGCAGAGGAAGGAGGGCCUUCCAAGGACCUUACCCAUCAGGGCCAGAGAAGGAAGGACCUUCCAGACCCUCCAUUCCAGCAGAAAAGGAGGGCCUUCCAGACCCCAUCAGCAGGAGGAAGGAGGGGCCUUGGCCAGGACCUUCCGGCCAUCAGGAGAAGAAGGAAGACCUUCCAGACUCCUCCAAUUCAUCUGGUUGAGAAGGAGGACCUUCCAGCUCCAUCCACCAGAAAGAAGGAGGGGGGGCCCUUCCAGCCUAUCCAGAAGGAGGGAGCCUUCCAGGACCUCCAUCCACAGAGAAGAGGGACCUUCCAGGACUCCAUCCACAGAGAAGGAAGGGCUUCCAGACCCAUCCUCCAUCAGCAGAGAAGGAGGACCUUCCCAGACUCCUCCAUUCAGCGGAGAAGGAGGACCUUCCAGCCCCCCAUCCAAGGUAGGAGGGCCUUCCAGACUCCAUCCACAGAGAAAGGAGGGCCUUCAGAACUCCAUCCACCAGAGAAGUGAGGGGCCUUCCAGACUCCAUAAGCAGAAGGAUGGGGACCUUCCAAGACUCCUCCAUCAGCGGAGGAAGGAGGACCUUCCCCAGCCUCCCAUCCAAAGAGAAGGAAGGGACCUUCAGCCUCCAUUCCACCAGAGAAGGAGGGCCUUCCAUACUCCUCCAUCAGCAGAGAAGGAGGACCUUCCAGGGAACUCCCUCCAUCAGGUUCCGAAGAAAAAGGAGGGGCUCUUCCAGACUCCAUCCAUCAGUAGAGAAGGAAGGACCUUUCCAGAUCCUCCAUCAGCGGAGAAGGAGGACCUUCCAGCCUCCAUCCACAGAGAAGGAGGGCUUUCCAGCCUCCAUCCAAAGAGAAGGAGGGCCUUCCAGACUCCAUCCACAGAGAAGGAGGAAAACCUUCCAGACUCCAUCCACAGAGAAGGAGGCCCUCCGACUCAUCCGCAGAGAAGGAGACCCUUCCAGACUACCUCCAUUCAGCGAGAAGGAGGACCUUCAAGCCUCCACCACAGAGAAGGAGGACCUUCCAGCCUUCAUCCACAAGAGAAGAGGGCCUUCCAGGACUCCCAUCCACAGAGAAGGAAGGAACCUUCCAGAUCCAUCCACAGAGAAAGAAGGCCUUCCAGACCCAUCCACAGAGAAGGAGGCCCUUCCAGCCUCCAUUCACGAGGAGGAGGACCUUCCUGCCUCCAUCCAAAGAGAAGGGGGGCCUUCCAGACUCCAUCCAAAAAGAAGGAGGGCCUUCCAGACUCCAUCAGCGGAGAAGGAGGACCUUCUAGCCUCCAUCCCCAAGGAAGGAUGGCCUCCAGAUCCAUCCACAGAGAAGGAGGCCCAGACUCCAUUCCACCAGAGAAGGGAGGGCCUUCCAGACUCCAUCAGCCGAGGAGGAGGGCCUUCCAGCCUCCAUCCACAGAGAAGGAGGGCCUUCCGAGGGCCUCCAUUUUUCCACAGAGAAGGAGGGCCUUCCAGACUCCAUCGCCAGAGGAGGAGGGCCUUCAGAUCCUCCAUCCCCACGAAGGAGGAGGGGCCUUCCAGACUCCUCCAUCCACAGAGAAGGAAGGCCUUCCAGACUCCUCCAUCCACAGAAUAAGGAGGGCCAUUCCAGACCCUCCAUCCACAGAGAGGAAGGCCUUCCAGGACUCCCUCCAUCCACAGAGAAGGAGGGCCUUCCAGACUCCUCCAUACAGAGAAGGAGCCUUCCAGACUCCCAUCCACAGAGAAGAGUGCCUUCCAGACCCAUCCACAGAGAAGGAGGGCCUUCCAAGACUCCAUCCACCAGAGAAGGAGGGCCUUCCAGAUCCAUCCAACAGAAAGGGGGGCUUCCAGACUCCAUCCACAGAGGAAGGGCCUUCCAGACUCCACCAGCCGAGGAGGAGGACCUUCCAGGGACUCCUCCAAAUCCAGGGAAGAAGGAGGACCUUCCAGCCUCCAUCCACCAGAAAGGAGGCCUUAAAGACCUCCCCUCCAUCAAGAGAAGGGCCGGCUUCCAGCCUCCUCCACAGAGAAGGAGGGCCUUCCGACUCCAGCCACCAGAGGAAGGAGGGCCCCUUCCACCUCCAUCAGCGGAAGGAAAAGGAGGACCUUCAGGAGAAGGAGGGCCCUUCCAGACUCCAUCCACAGAUAAGGGGAGGGCCUUCCAGACUCCUCCAUCCACAGAGAAGAGGAGGGCCUUCCCAGCCUUUCCCCAUCCACAGAGAAGAGGCCUUCCAGACUCCUCCAUCCACAGAGAAGAGGGGCCUUCCAGACUCCUCCAUCACAGAAGGAGGACCUUCCAGUCCUCCAUCCACAGAGAAGGAGGCCUUCCAGAAUCCUUCCUCAGAAGGAGGGAGGGCCUUCCAGGACCUUCCAGACCUCCAUCCAGCAGAGAAGGAGCCAGGGCCUUCCAGACUCCUCCAUCAGCGUGAAGGAGACCUUCAGCCUCCAUCCACAGAGAAGGAGGGGGAAACCUUCCAGACCUCCUCCACACAGCGGAGAAGGAGGACCAUUCCCAGCCUCCAUCCACAGAGAAGGAGGACCUUCCAGACUAUCCUCAUCGGAAAAGGGGGGGGGGGGGAGGACCUUCCAGCCUCCAUCCACAGAGAAGGAGGGCCUUGGCCAGGACCUCCAAUUCCACAGAGAAGGAGGGCCUUCCAUCCUCCUCCAUCACAGAGAAGGAGGGCCUUCCAGACUCCUCCACACAGAAGAAGGACACCCUCCCAGUCCUCCCCCAUCCAGGCAGAGCAGGAAGGGAGGACCUUCCAGCCCACUCCCUCCCAUCAGCAGAGAAGGAGGAACUUCCAGACUCCUCCAUCAGCGGAGAAUGAGGACCUUCCAGCCUCACCACAGAGGAAGGAGGACCUUCCAGCCUCCAUCCACAGAGAAGGAGGGCCCUUCCAUACCGGGUCCUUCCAUCCAAACAAGAAGGAAGGAGGACCUUCCAAGGAAGCCUUCCAUCCAGCAGGAGAAGGAGGACCUUCCAGGACCCAGCCUCCACCAGAAGAGAAGGAAGGACCUUCCAGACUCCUCCAUUCAGCAGAGGAGGAAGGCCUUCCAGGGAUCCUCCCAUCAGCAGGAGAAGGAGGACCUUCCAAGACUCCUCCAUCCAAGCGGAAGAAGGGAGACCUUACAGCCUCCAUCCACAGAAGGAGGGCCUUCCAGAAUACCAUCCACAGAGAAGGGAGGCCUUCCAGACUAUCCACAGAGAAGGAGGGCCUUCCAAAGACUCCUAAGGGCAGAGGAAGGAGGGACCUUCCCAAGAAUUCCUCCAUCAGCGGAGAGGAGGACCUUCCAGCCUCCAUCCACAGAAGGAAGGAGACCUCCAGGACUCCAUCCACAGAGAGGGAGCCUUCCAUUACUCCUUCCAUCAGGGCAGCGAAGGAGGGGUUGACCUUCAGGGACUCCUCCAUCAGCAAGAAGGAAGGGAGGACCCUUCAGCUCCUUCCAUCAGCAGAGAAGGGGGAGGACCUUCCAGGGAUCCUCCAUCAGCAGAGAAAGGAGACCUUCCAGACUCCUCCAUCCCUCAGCAGAGAAUGGGAGGGACCCCUCCAGACUCCCUCCAUCACAGAGAAUGGAGGACCUUCAGGACCUCCUCCAUCAGCAGGGAAAAGGAGGGACCUUCCCAGGACUCUCCAUCAGCAGAGAAGGAGGGUCCUUCCAGGAGGGGCCUCCAUCAGCAGAGAAGGGAGGCCUUCCAGACCUCCUCCAUCAGAGAAGGAGGCCUUCCAGACUCCAUCAGCAGAAAGAGGAUGGGACCUUCCAGACUCCUCCAUCAGCGGAGAAGGAGGACCUUCCAGCCUCCAUCCCAGAGGGAAGUAUGGGACCUUCCAGCCCCACUCCGAUCAGCACCAGAAGGAGGGCCAUUUCCUUCCACCAUCCCUCCAUCAGCAGAGAAGUAGGACCUUCCCAGACUCCUACCAUCAGCAGAGAGGAGGACCUUACAGGACUCUCCAUCUAGCAGAGAAGGGGGCCUUCCAGACUCCCUUCCAUCAGCAAGGAAGGAAGGGGACCCUCCAGACUCCAUCCAUCAGCAGAGAAGGAGGGACCUUCCAGCUCCUCCAUCAGCAGAGAAGGAGGACCUUCAGACCCACUCCAUCAGCGGAGAAGGAGGACCUUCCGAAAAAAGCCUCCAUCAACAGAGAAGGAUUGGGUCCCUGCCAGACUCCUCCAUCAGCGGAGGGAAGGAGACCGGUUCCAGAUCCAUCCACAGAGAAGAGGGCCUUUCCAGACUCCAUCACAGAGAAAGUAGGACCCUUCCCGACUCCUCCAUCAGCGGAGAAGGUAGGACCUUCCAGCCUCCAUCCACCCAAGAGAAGGAGGGAGGCCUUCACGACCUCCAUCCACAGAGAAGGAGGACCUUCCAGAAUCCCUCCAUCAGCAGAUAAGGAGGACCUGCCCAGGGACUCCAUCCGAUCAGCGAGAAGAGGCCUUCCAGACAUUCAUUAG